Messenger RNA from Dermacentor andersoni, 3885 nucleotides. Its product is annotated as adhesion G-protein coupled receptor G5-like. Gene Ontology annotation, cellular component: membrane. Gene Ontology annotation, molecular function: G protein-coupled receptor activity. NCBI's taxonomy places the organism in Eukaryota, Metazoa, Arthropoda, Arachnida, Ixodida, Ixodidae. Gene Ontology annotation, biological process: cell surface receptor signaling pathway; G protein-coupled receptor signaling pathway. The record is from RefSeq and is a predicted model, not a curated record.
CCCCUAGUCCACGUGCAGGGCCACCUGCGGCCUUCGCCGGACAGGUUUUCUUCGUCGGGAGAAAUGCCGGGGGAUGGCGCGGCCUCCUCGACAACAACAACGGAGGAGAACAUCGACGAUACCGCAGGGCCUGUCAGUUACGCCUCCCUCGUCCGGAAGCACACGCCCGGUCGUAUCAGAUCACUGCCAGGGGAAACAACUCUGCAACCAGCCGACGCUGCUGCAAUGGCGCCUGAAGCGGGGGAUGUCACGGCAUCCUGAUUGCGUCGCUGAACCGACAUCGCGAGACGCCGAAAAGAAUGGCGAGCUUAUUCAAGGCCACGUGAUGUGCAAGGUUACGCCAUCCUCUGAACCACCCGGUUCUCGCUCCUGAAACCAUGAAGGGCGUCCUCACUCUGAUUGCGCUAGCAGCUCUGCUCGGGACCUGCUGUUGCUUCCAAAGUGAGUGCAACGCAACGCUACCAUGGAACGUUUCGAAAGAAGACCACCCGGCCAUACCGCCAGAGCGCCUAGAGGAGCUUCUUCGAUGCCCUGAAGAGCUCCACGGUUGCAGUGCCUUACGCGUCAAUUGUACGGAAGAUCUCUUCGCUGUCACAUGUUCCUGUGCCGAGAACUGCGAACGCUACGGUGACUGUUGCUGGGACGCCGGAGCUAGUCUUUCGUCGCAAACGGCAUCCACGUGCAUUGGCAGAAACGUUGAAAAGUAUUCUCGGAGAGAGUUUUACGUCGUGUCCGGGUGCGACCUCAACUGGCCAGACGACGAAGUGCGCAACUCCUGCGAAAACGCUAAAGAGCUUAAAGAUCCUUUUUACCUAAUUCCCGUCUCCACAGAACGAUUGACCUACUUCAACGCGUUUUGUGCACUCUGCAACUAUGACCUGGACAACACUUCCAUGUUCUGGAACGCCUCGGGAAGCGCUGGAAGAGAUUUCCAAGUUGCCCCUCCUCGGUAUGCGUUAGAAAAUAGUGACCUUUUCUUCUGGCCCUGCGAUGACGGGCUCGUUGAGAUCAACACCUGUCCAGAAGGCACGGACCCGGAAAUUAAGCGUAAAUGUUUAACUUAUUUCGCUCCGGUACGAUACGAAACCAAUGAAACCGAAGUGGUGUACAAGAACGUGUACUGCGGACUAUGCAACGACGCCGAUCUUUCGUCGAUGAAAUGCUUGCCGAAACAAGUCGUUCGUGAACUUUGGCCCCGCAUACAAUUAAGGACGCGGUUCCGACCUAAUUUGUUGUCACUAAUAAGACCAGUUGUGAGCCAGGAUUCUUGUUUCUCGUGGCACGAAGGAAAGUGCUACAUCAGGGCUCCCCAGUACCACUAUGCAAACACUUCGAUGCCAAUGGCAGAAAACGAAACUAUAGGCGCCAAUAUUACGAAUAUCACGAGCCCUGUGCACGAGCCUUACAACGUGCAAAAUUAUCUCACAAUCAUCUGUAUCAGCCUGUCACUUGUAUGCCUGUUCUUGAAAGGCGUCGUGUACGUGCUCCACAGAACUUCGCGGACCUUCUCUUCGAGGUGUACGUUAUGCCUCUCGGCUACGCUGUUCUGCAGUCAUUUGCUUUUUCUCCUGGGAAACAGCUUCGACGUGUCCAAGCCAGUGUGCGUGGUUUUCGCUGCUGUCCUGCACUACGGUUUCCUCUCCACCUUCUUUUGGACGAGCGUGCUCUCUUUCGACAUCUGGAAGAACGUUGCGGCCGUCCGGCUCUCAUCGAGCAGGCACGGCGGAUUCUUGCUCUACGCUCUCGUCGCUUGGGGCGGACCAGUCAUCGUCGUCGCGUUGUGCCUGGUGCUGAACUGGACGGCACCGAACUUCGUGCUCUCGCCUCAGUACGGGCGCUUCGCCUGUUGGAUAGGCAGCCUUUGGAGCCAACUCGCCUUCUUCCUCAUGCCCAUGGUGAUCUUGCUCAUUCUAGACAUCGGCCUCUACAUCCACAUCGUCGUGAAGAUAAGAGACACCGCCAAACGCGCAGCUGCCUUUGACUUCAAAGGCGGGGGCAACAAGUCUCACAUGGCGCUGUUUGUGAAGCUCGCAUUCAUCAUGGGCACCACGUGGCUUCUGGGCUUCGUCGGUGCUUUCGUCAACGUGCUUGCCCUAGACAUCAUCGUAAUCGUUUUGAUCGGCCUUCAGGGAGUGUACCUGUUCUUCGGCUUCAAGGACUACGAACAUCUGCUUCCGAGGAGGUUCAGGAGAAAACGAAGAGCCGCUGCUACAGGCGUAUCCACUGCACAUACCGAGCUAUCUUCGUCGGGAAAAGACGUCAGCUCGAGAGAGGACAUCAGUCGGUCUCCGGCUGCCAGGUCAUCCGAAAAGCUGAACUAAGAGUGCGUGUGUGCAGUGCCUUUCUUUACUUUUACCGACUACAUCGCACCUCAUACAUACCGUGAAUUAGCAUUUGAGUAUUAAUGUGAGUAUUAAAUUGAGUAUUAUUUGAGUAGUAAAUAGUAUUUGAGAAUUAGUAUUAGUAUUUGAGAAAAAAGACGCAGCUGUAUACGGAACUUUGACGACAACUGUGUAAUAUGGUAUGAUAUGUGCGCGCACUUAAUACAUUCAGGAGCCAGAUAUAUUUGUUUAUGAACCGUAAUAAUUGUGUUGGCCAAAAUCAGGCUAAACGAGGCGUGCAAAGGCGGUCUUGGAAAGUCCAGAUUUGAAGCUCCAAAUUACUGAAGGUUUUAUUUUAUUUAAUGUACGUGUAGGGAGGUAUUGUAAUAUAAGUGGUACCAGCCGUUCCUUUUGUUUUAGCUGUACCACGUGAAAAAAAGUAGUGUUAUUGAAGGGUCAUGCAAAAUACACCUCACACUCGCAUUAUUAGUGGUUAGUCGUUAGAUUUCACCUUUGCGAUUACCUACUUCCACCUAAUGUCAUACCUCAUGAUCACCUACAUCCUUCAUUGUGGACGUGUCUUCUGCGUCCAAGCGACCAAUGUGCGCGCUGGUUUUACAUCAACGAACACCCGCCGUGGUUGCUCAGUGGCUAUGGUGUUGGGCUGCUGAGCACGAGGUCGCGGGAUCGAAUCCCGGCCACGGCGGCCGCAUUUCGAUGGGGGCGAAAUGCGAAAACACCCGUGUACUUAGAUUUAGGUGCACGUUAAAGAACCCCAGGUGGUCGAAAUUUCCGGAGUCCUCCACUACGGCGUGCCUCAUAAUCAGAAAGUGGUUUUGGCACGUAAAACCCCAUAAUUUAAUUUUAACAUCAACGAACCUGUGCCAGCCCGUUAGCUCUGGCACUAUCCGAGGUAUAAAACUCGUCAUCGAAUAAAACCUGCUCAUGUUACCUUAUCAAAAAAAAAAAAAAAAACACAGGUGCACUGCUCGCCAUAGCGUUGUGAAAUGCAAUAAUGUUUAAGAAAAAAGAAAGAAAAAAAACCGUACAACUGGAUUCUAAAUGGCAUGUACUAGAUAGCGUACGUUAAAUAAUACCUGUCUAAAUAAUACCGGUCAUUCUGUCCCUGUUUUCCAAGACAAACAAUAGAAUUCUAGAAGUAGCGCUUGUUCAUUUAUACCUAUGGCUGCACUAAUUACGAUAAGUGCAGCUACAUCGAGAUCCUAGACAGAUUGUCCACAGGAUUCUGCACAAACCAAAUUCAAUUGAUGGCGCCUCGCAACACAUUUGCGGUGACGCCGUAGCUAGUAGAUACAGUUAGUGUAAUUCGUAAGACAUCUUCGGAAUCUUUCUUCUCAGCCAUGAUAAAGCACAGUACCCUGUGAAAAAGUGUAUCUUAUGCAAAGUAUGCCACCAUAUGCAGCUAUCUUGCAUGCCGUUCAGAGCAACAUGUGGUGUGUGUGUCUAGGUGUUCGCGUGCGCGUGUGUUUGGGUGUACAUAUGUGUUGUGUGUAUGUGUGUUGUGCACGUGUAUUCAUGCAAUAUAACUUGCUUGUCAAGGAAA